Lampris incognitus (smalleye Pacific opah) is the source of this 2058-nucleotide messenger RNA. RefSeq names its product ras-related protein Rap-1A-like. Bases 330 to 887 code for a protein of 185 amino acids. Gene Ontology annotation, biological process: cellular response to cAMP; Rap protein signal transduction; negative regulation of synaptic vesicle exocytosis. The transcript has 8 exons. The record is from RefSeq and is a predicted model, not a curated record. Gene Ontology annotation, molecular function: GDP binding; GTPase activity; GTP binding. Gene Ontology annotation, cellular component: plasma membrane. Lineage: Eukaryota; Metazoa; Chordata; Actinopteri; Lampriformes; Lampridae.
GGGGACAGCUGCCAAUCUAACUUGGCUGCUGAGUCAGUUGCUGUGACAGCUCUAUUGCCAUUGGAUAAGCCUUGCUAAAACAGGAAGCAACUUGGUGAUUAGCUGGAUCCUGAAUUUUAGAUAGGCUGGUUGAAUGACGGCAAAUUGUGCCUGAGUUCCCUGUUGUGGCCUCUUGCUCUCUGGACUUUAUCCUGUAUUCCACUUUCACUUUUGUCUAGUUUGAGGCAGCCUUGCUGGCAGAAGCUAAUUUUUCCCAUUUCCAGCCUUACAUGGAGACAUACCUUCGUCCAUAGAGCAACUGCUGGGCUGUCUGGUGAAGUGAUCCCGCCAUGCGUGAAUACAAGCUAGUGGUGCUAGGCUCAGGAGGCGUGGGCAAGUCAGCUCUGACAGUUCAGUUUGUACAGGGAAUCUUUGUGGAAAAAUAUGACCCAACAAUAGAAGACUCAUACAGAAAGCAAGUGGAGGUAGACGGGCAGCAAUGUAUGCUUGAAAUUCUUGACACAGCAGGCACAGAGCAGUUCACAGCAAUGAGGGACCUUUACAUGAAGAAUGGGCAAGGUUUUGCCCUGGUAUACUCCAUCACAGCACAGUCAACCUUCAACGACCUCCAGGACCUGAGGGAACAGAUUCUUCGAGUAAAGGACACAGAGGAUGUGCCAAUGAUCUUGGUGGGAAACAAGUGUGACCUUGAGGAUGAGCGUGUGGUGGGGAAGGAGCAGGGACAGAAUCUAGCCAGACAGUGGAACCACUGUGCCUUUUUAGAGUCCUCCGCUAAGUCAAAGAUCAACGUCCUCGACAUCUUCUAUGACCUGGUCAGACAAAUAAAUAGGAAAACGCCAGUGGAAAAGAAGAAGGCAAAAAAGAAAUCCAACUGUGUCCUGCUUUAAAACCACCCCCUUCCUACCCCUGCAGCAGCUCUGAGCCAGAAUGCUGUAAUGAAGAACUGUUGCCCUGAUUGGAACGUGCCAGCAUUCCGACAGCCCCCUGCCCCUUCCCUCCCACAUGCACACCAUCGGCCAUAAACGGUGAAUCAGCUGACUGACCUUCUCCUAUCGAAGAUGAGGAUGAUCUAAACGAGAAAGAGAUUGCAAGAGAGAACAAGAAAAAGGAGAGAGAGAGAGAGAGAGAGAGUUGGAGAGAAGACUGUGGUCUCUCACCUCUGAGGACCUUCUUCUGUGUCUCUGCAUCAGUGGUUGACUCAGAAUGGACAGUUUCCAUUUCCACACCAAACAAACACCACCACGAACCGACCAUAACAAUGGUCAAGAGCCUAACAAAAGCCCCUCUCAAAGCAGGAAAAAAAAACAUUACAUGUCCAUGAUCCUCCUAUCAGGCCAGAGAGCAGCCCUUAUUUUCAGUUUUCGGAAAGUUUAACAAAAAGGAAAAAUUAACAGCAUUAAGAAGAUAAAACAAAAACAUAUACUUUGAUUCAGUAUUUUUCAUCUUUGCAAUAUUAAUAGCGCAUUUGAAAGACAUUGAAGUUGACCUCUUAAGUUUUAUAAUUAUGAAUAUUCAAAAAUGAGCAUGAAAAACACAUCUGUUAUUAAGUGUAGAUGUUUUCAAGUGGAAAAGUGAAAACUUUUUUUUAUAGCCAUACACCUAUCCUCCAUGCCUGUCAUGUCAAUGGUGAUAGAACAAGAUCCAUAAUAUGUAUUUUUGUUUUAUUUUUCCCUAUUGUUCAUGGACUUUUCUCUUCUGCAAAUCUCUCUGAUGUGACUUAAUUUUAUACUCAGUCACUGGGAUUUCAUAGCUCCCAUAAUAUAUUCUAAUGCCAUUUUUUGCAUAGUAAUGCUUCAGAAAAAUGGGUCUUUUAUAGAAGAAAUAUGGGGAAAAAUAAGGAUUGAUUUCUAUGUCUCUUGAAGCUGAAAUAUAUUAUACUAAACCAACUCUAAUAAUGCUUCUUGUGUUUUUCUGUCAAAUGAUGUUCCAGCUUUUAUGGAUUAUUAAAGUACAUUUUAGUACAUUUUCAUUAUAUUGGUCAAUGUAUUUUUGUGAAUUAAACUUUUAUCCAAAGUGGAGUUGACUGAUUUAAAGAGACAUGAAAUUAAAGUGUGACAU